GAUGAGAAGACGGAAACUCGCAAUGGAAAAGCGGGAAACGAAGGAGCAAAGAGCUGUCACCUUCUCCAAACGGCGGCGAGGUCUGUUCAACAAAGCUGCAGAACUCUGUGUCCUCUGCGAUUUUCAGGUCGCCGUCUUAGUUUCUUCUCCCAAUCCUGCCAAACUCAACAAGUUCUACACCUUCGGUUAUUCCUCCGUCAAUGCUGUCCUCGACGCUUUCCUCAAUAGCCGUGCUCCUCCUCCCAUGGCGGACGAAACGAGAGCAUCGGUUCUCUCUCUCUGUCAAAACAUUCAAGUUUUAGAGCGGGAAGUGAAAGAAAGUCGGCGACCCAGAGAGAAGAAACAGAAAAAGAUUGAAGCGUUUUGGUUCGAUGUUGAAGAUUUUGAUAGGUAUCGGGCAAUUUCAGAGUUAGAUCUCAUUAUAUACAAGCUAGAAAAGCUGAGAGAGAAUGUGAUGGUCAGGGUUUCGGUUCCUGAUUUUUCAACACCGAUUCAAAAUUCUGUUUCUCCUAUUUCUGUCGCCACCGGAACUAACCCCAACGAGUUCAAUAGCUAUUUCCAGAAUCAUCAUCUUUUGACUUGUAAUUUUAAUUUGGGGAAAAGAGCUUCAAUCUCUGAUUCUACUCUUGUUGCUACAACGAGCAACGAUAAUCAGUUCGAUUGUUAUAACAUCAAUGGCGAUCGUGAUGAUCAUCUGACUGAUAAUCUCCAAUUUGUUGGUUCUGCUACCAACAACAACGGGUACGAUCAUCAUUAUGGAUACAAUAACCCCAGAGGUGAUGAUAAUCUUUGCUCGUUGGAUGAUCAAAUAGUUGGAAGUUCAAGGAAUGAUCUGUAUGAAGCUCCACAUUUGUUUUCCAAUGACAUGAAUAUGACGAAUCCAACAAACAAGAACUUUCCAAUUUUUCCGGCAGACAUUAAUGGAGAUGGAGGUAAUAAUGUGUUUGACCACUCAGGAUUACUGUUUUUCAACGAUAAUUGA
Carica papaya (papaya) is the source of this 982-nucleotide messenger RNA. Its product is annotated as agamous-like MADS-box protein AGL62. Gene Ontology annotation, biological process: positive regulation of transcription by RNA polymerase II. The record is from RefSeq and is a predicted model, not a curated record. Gene Ontology annotation, molecular function: RNA polymerase II cis-regulatory region sequence-specific DNA binding; DNA-binding transcription factor activity, RNA polymerase II-specific; protein dimerization activity. NCBI's taxonomy places the organism in Eukaryota, Viridiplantae, Streptophyta, Magnoliopsida, Brassicales, Caricaceae.